GAUGGCUAAUGCAGAAGUGAGUGUCCCAGUGGGGGAUGUAGUUGUGGUACCCACUGAAGGAAAUGAAGGGGAGAACCCUGAAGACACUAAAACCCAAGUGAUCUUGCAGUUACAGCCUGUGCAACAAGGGAUUUAUGAAGCUGGAUCUGAGAACAAUACGGCAGUUGUGGCAGUAGAAACUCACACAAUACACAAAAUUGAAGAAGGGAUUGAUGCAAGCACUAUAGAAGCAAAUGAGGAUAUGGAAAUUGCUUACCCCAUAACUUGUGGGGAGAGCAAAGCCAUUCUCCUUUGGAAGAAGUUUGUAUGUCCAGGAAUAAAUGUAAAGUGUGUCAAGUUCAAUGAUCAGUUGAUCAGCCCCAAGCAUUUUGUUCAUCUGGCUGGCAAAUCCACCCUGAAGGACUGGAAGAGAGCUAUUCGUCUGGGUGGAAUCAUGCUCAGGAAAAUGAUGGACUCCGGACAGAUUGAUUUUUACCAACAUGACAAGGUUUGCUCCAAUACCUGCAGAAGCACCAAGUUUGAUCUUCUUAUCAGCAGUGCAAGAGCUCCAGUGCCAGGACAGCAGACAAGUGUGGUGCAGACGCCCACUUCGGCCGAUGGUAGCAUCACACAGAUUGCCAUCUCAGAAGAGAGCAUGGAAGAGGCAGGGCUGGAAUGGAACUCAGCUCUCACUGCUGCUGUCACCAUGGCCACAGAGGAGGGCGUGAAGAAAGACUCAGAGGAAAUUUCAGAGGAUACUUUGAUGUUCUGGAAAGGAAUAGCUGAUGUAGGACUGAUGGAAGAGGUUGUCUGCAAUAUACAGAAGGAAAUAGAGGAGCUACUUAGGGGAGUUCAGCAGCGGCUCAUCCAGGCUCCCUUCCAGGUCACAGAUGCUGCUGUUCUUAACAAUGUAGCACAUACAUUUGGCCUAAUGGACACAGUCAAGAAGGUUUUGGACAACAGGAAGAACCAAGUAGAACAGGGAGAAGAGCAGUUUCUCUAUACUCUCACAGACUUGGAACGUCAGUUGGAAGAACAGAAGAAGCAAGCCCAGGAUCACAGGCUGAAAUCCCAGACAGUUCAAAAUGUGGUACUGAUGCCUGUGAGCACUCCUAAGCCUCCCAAAAGGCCCCGGCUCCAGCGGCCAGCCUCCACCACCGUCCUGAGCCCUUCUCCUCCUGUCCACCAGCCUCAGUUCACAGUCAUCUCACCCAUCACCAUCACGCCAGUGGGUCAGUCAUUUUCCAUGGGCAAUAUUCCAGUGGCCACCCUCAGCCAGGGCUCCAGUCCUGUGACUGUCCACACACUGCCUUCUGGCCCUCAGCUCUUCCGUUAUGCCACAGUGGUCUCCUCAGCCAAGAGCAGCUCACCAGACACAGUGACCAUCCACCCUUCGUCUAGCUUGGCGCUGCUAAGCUCCACCGCCAUGCAGGAUGGGAGUACCCUGGGCAACAUGACCACCAUGGUGAGCCCUGUGGAGCUGGUGGCCAUGGAGUCUGGCCUAACCUCGGCCAUCCAGGCAGUUGAAAGCACCUCAGAGGAUGGGCAGACCAUCAUUGAGAUUGACCCAGCCCCAGACCCAGAGGCUGAGGAUACUGAGGGCAAAGCAGUCAUUUUGGAGACCGAACUGAGGACUGAGGAGAAAGUCGUGGCUGAGAUGGAAGAACACCAGCAUCAAGUCCACAAUGUGGAGAUUGUGGUCUUAGAGGAUUAACUGGGGGUCUUGGGGCCAGGAGAUAUGUUUUGGUUUGGAAUUUUAAUUAUUUGUUUAUUUUUAUCAUUGUCCCACUCAUUUCCACAUAGGAUCCUUUUUUUAAAAAAACAAGAUCUCAUUGUUGUAACUGAACAUAUCGGGUCCCUUCCAGCCCCUCUCUGAAAAAUGGACAAAACAAGCUGCCCUUCUGGAAGUUGAGAAUAGGUCAUUCAAUGUCCUAACCGUCUUACACCAAGAGAGGUAUUUUUUUGAGGGGAGGCAUCGAGAUAACCUGAAACCCUCUCCAGAAGUUACUUUCCAGGCUAGUCUCUCUGUGUAUACACAUGGUUUUAGUCUCAUAAGGUGCAUUGACCAAACCAGGGAACACAGAUCUGACCCUGGAAGGCAACCCACUCACACGUGGAUGCAAAAGUAUCCUUGAUGUUGUAUCCUGGAACAAGCCCUCAGAGGCCAGUGCAAAACCCCCAAACAAAAGUGAGUUGAACUCUGCUUAGAGGGGAAGGUAACAAACUAGCAGAAGCUUAAAAAGGGAAGUGCUUUGGCCAGGAUGGGGCAAGGAAAUUAUCUUACUUCCAGAAGUGCUACUGAUGCCUCUUGCUAUCUCUGAGGGUUACCACCAUGGGUGCCGUUUGGAGGCAAGGCCAGUGUUAAGCGGAAGGGUACAUUUUCACCAAGCAGGUGGCGUCAGGGACCUGCAGCUUGGCAGAGAUAAG
Messenger RNA from Budorcas taxicolor (takin), 2406 nucleotides. RefSeq names its product glucocorticoid modulatory element binding protein 1 (gene GMEB1). Gene Ontology annotation, molecular function: RNA polymerase II cis-regulatory region sequence-specific DNA binding; DNA-binding transcription activator activity, RNA polymerase II-specific. The coding region runs from base 2 to 1693 and encodes 563 amino acids. The transcript is spliced from 9 exons. Lineage: Eukaryota; Metazoa; Chordata; Mammalia; Artiodactyla; Bovidae. Gene Ontology annotation, biological process: positive regulation of transcription by RNA polymerase II. The record is from RefSeq and is a predicted model, not a curated record. Gene Ontology annotation, cellular component: nucleus.